Suillus bovinus is the source of this 1631-nucleotide messenger RNA. Its product is annotated as MFS general substrate transporter. Lineage: Eukaryota; Fungi; Basidiomycota; Agaricomycetes; Boletales; Suillaceae. The record is from RefSeq and is a predicted model, not a curated record. Bases 253 to 1581 code for a protein of 442 amino acids. The transcript is spliced from 12 exons. Gene Ontology annotation, molecular function: transmembrane transporter activity. Gene Ontology annotation, cellular component: fungal-type vacuole membrane. Gene Ontology annotation, biological process: transmembrane transport.
UGAUCUGGCUUGGUUCCUCGCCCCAGAAGACCAGCUAAGGCUAGUAAGUCCAAUUGAAUAUUUAUUGGUCCUUGUAAUCGUGGCAUCGUCAUCAGAUGCUCAACCGGGCGUCACGCGUCGCGGGUCGCGGAGAAGACUACAUUUACAUAACGUUGGCAGCAUGAUUUUAUACUCGUCAGUACGGCCUCUCCUUUCCCCACGCUGUUUGUUGUUUCUGAUCACCUCUCUCCAUACUGACAAAACAACGGCGCUAUGUCCAACUCGGGGAAAUCAUCAACUAUAGAGUCCUCGCAGGGCAUCGACUCUCCAUCUGCAAGCAAACAUAGAUCGUCUUACGUCGACCAGGAAAUACCUAGUGAACAAGCCUUUCAUCAAACGCAUCUUAGUGAAUCACCAGAUGGAGGAAUCAGCGCAUGGCUUGCAGUUUUUGCCACCGCAUUGAUUACAUUUUCUACGUUUGGUUUAUUAAAUUCAUGGGGUAUCUUCCAAGCCUACUAUGAGGAAAAUCUACUGGUUCACACUCCACCUUCAACCAUAGCAUGGAUCGGUUCUACGCAGUAUGCACUCGUGUACCUUCCGUCUCUUGCAACGGGGAGACUAUUUGACUUGGGAUACUUCAAAAUACCGUUUUUCGCCGCUAGUUGCGUCAUCGUCACGUGCACUUUCCUAAUUGCGGAAUGCACUCAAUUCUGGCAGCUCUUCUUGACACAGGGUGUCGGCCUGGGAGUAGGCUGCGGUUUCCUAUUUAGUCCUGCAAUCGUCAUCGUGUCACAAUGGUUCUCCAAGAGACGUGGCUUAGCUCUGUCACUCACUACCGUUGGGGCUGCGCUCGGCAGCAUCCUGUUUCCUGUAGCGGCACAAAAUUUGAUUUCGUCAAUUGGAUUUAGAUGGACAGUUCGUGUAUUUGGAUUCAUUCUGAUGGUUACAAUGGGGACAGCCAACAUAUUUCUCAAACGGAGACUUCCGCCCAUCAACGUUAGCGGGGGACUCUUCAAUCUCAAAGCAUUUCGCAACAGAGCAUAUUCCACAUAUUGUGUUUCAGGAAUUGUGAUACUUUUAGGUCUUUACACAGAGUUAACAUAUAUCUCUGUGAGCGCUGUAACAAUUGGCGUCUCCAAACAUUUCUCGUUCUAUAUAAUUGCGAUUGCUAAUGCGGCAUCUAUGUUUGGCCGCGUGUCAUCUGGACUGUUGGCAGAUAAAAUUGGCGCACUCAAUACCAUGGCAAUUUACACAACUAUUACGGGAAUCACGACAAUCGCUUGGACAUUUGCUAAAGACGAAACUCAGCUCAUUGCAAUAGCCAUCAUUCAUGGGUUCUCCAUCGGAGCAUAUAUAUCUCUGUACUCUGCACCUGUUGUGGCAAUGGGGAAAAUGGAAGACGCGGGGCGUCGAGUGGGGAUGUUCAUGUCCCUCAUUGGUUUCGGAGGCAUUGCAGGUCCUCCAAUAUCAGGUGCAAUUUCUACCGCGACAGGAGGCUUUACUGGUGCGGGUUAUUAUGCAGGUGGCUGCAUUAUAUUUGGUGUCGCAUUGCUACUUGUGGCGCGGUACCUUCACCUCCGACGGCUAUGGGGCAAGUUUUGAAUGAUUGUUUCGUGAGGCGAAUCUGCACGUGCUCUUGAAUGGCACAGAAG